AUGGGUCUUAUGGAUUUUAUCAAGAAACCACAACAAUCACAACAACCAUCAUCUCCUUCUCCUUCUUCUCCUUCACCCAAUAAUGCUUCUUCUCCAUCCAUCAAAUAUCCAGGAGUCAAUGAAAAAUAUGCCUCUUCCAACGUGUUUGGAAAGAAACUUCCAAGCGAUCCCAAUGAUUUACCUCCUUUUGUGAUUAAGGCAAUGGAGCAUUUAGAAAAACAUGGAUUGAAUGUUGAAGGAAUAUUUAGAAUUUCACCAAAAAAGAGUGACGAAGAAGAAGUGAUUCGAGAGUUGGAAAAUAAUAUUAAAUAUGAUGUACCCUAUGAAAAGUAUGAGAUUCACUUGGCAUCGAGUUUGUUAAAGUUAUAUUUGAGAGAGUUGUGUGACCCAUUGCUGACCUAUGAACAGUAUGGAAUGUUUAUUGCAGCAGAGAGAAUUCCUGAUCCAGAACCUCGUUUAAUGAUGAUUCAAAAAGUCAUCAAAUUCCUUCCACCUACCAAUUUCAAGAUUAUGAAGAAUUUAUGUUUGUUUUUGAAAAGAGUUGCUGCCAAUUCGGCUGUUAACAAAAUGUCACCAAGCAAUCUGGCAAUUGUUUUUGCUCCAAAUUUAUUGAAAUCAGAUCUUCCUCAGAAUCAUAUGGAAAUUUUACAAGAUUCUAAAUAUUCGAACAGCUUAAUGACUACUUUGAUUGAAUCGGCAGAAUUAAUUUUCAUGCAAGACGAAGAUGGAACCACAACAUCUUCAACAACCAAUCAACAAGCAACCACAACAACCAAUCCAUCAUCCACAUUGGAGGGUUCACCAUCUUCUUCCAAUGUCAGAAAACCUCUUCCAAAUGCACAUUUCGGAAAUAAGAGACAAGGAGAGGGACGAAGACUUCCACAACCUCUUCCUUCUUCAUCGAUGGAUUCUCCUCCCGUGUUAACAGAUCCAUAUGCAGCUCAAAAACAAUCCUCCUCUUCCAAUCAUCCAUAUUCGGAACCUCCUGUAUUUGAAAUUGUUGAUUUCAAGACAGGUAAAUUGAGACAAUCACCCAUGACACCUCCACCUGUCAUGCCAAAUCCAUAUGUGACAACAAAACAACCAUCCACAACAAGGACUACUUCACCACAAAUGUCACCCUCCACAAGCACUGGAAAUCCAUUUACCUACUUGUCAUCUUCUUCUUUGAAUCAACACAUACGACUAUCUUCCAUCGAUUCCAAUCACGACGACGAUCAUGAAGAAUCCAAUUGUCGAGAAGAAACGCCAGAUGACGGAAAUUCCACAUCCAAUUCAACAUCAGCUGUCAUAAGAAAAGUGAAACUUCCAGUAAGGAAAAGAGCAGCAUUCGUACGUGACGUGCGGAAAGCACUUCCAAACCCUCAAAGUUAUUACUCUUCAACAAAUAGUAUGAGUGACACUGCAAUGACACAUGACACUUCAACCACCACUACGACACAACCAAAAAGCUCAACAACUUUAAAUUCACAACGUUUAUCGAUGAGAAGUGUUGGAUAUGAAAGUGAUGAAGGUGUCGUUGCUGAAGAAGAUGAAGCAUAA
Messenger RNA from Naegleria fowleri, 1542 nucleotides. RefSeq lists its product as uncharacterized. Gene Ontology annotation, biological process: regulation of GTPase activity; signal transduction. Lineage: Eukaryota; Heterolobosea; Eutetramitea; Acrasida; Naegleriidae. The transcript is spliced from 2 exons. Bases 1 to 1542 code for a protein of 513 amino acids. Gene Ontology annotation, cellular component: cytoplasm. The record is from RefSeq and is a predicted model, not a curated record.